This is a messenger RNA of Chionomys nivalis (European snow vole), 1498 nucleotides long. It is a transcript of the gene Ing2, whose product is annotated as inhibitor of growth family member 2. Bases 11 to 1354 code for a protein of 447 amino acids. Gene Ontology annotation, cellular component: nucleus. The transcript is spliced from 3 exons. NCBI's taxonomy places the organism in Eukaryota, Metazoa, Chordata, Mammalia, Rodentia, Cricetidae. Gene Ontology annotation, biological process: positive regulation of DNA-templated transcription. The record is from RefSeq and is a predicted model, not a curated record.
UAAACCACACAUGCAAGGCGCUCGGGAAGGAGAGCGGACCCUGCCAGCCACCCCGGCGCUGGGGAAGGGGACCGCACGCCAGGCGGGGACUCAGGUGCGCACCGCCUACCUCCGCGGUCAGCCCCGGUGCUCGGUGAGGCCGGCAGCGGCGGGAGGUGACCGACCACGGCCGCGGGGCGCUCGGCGGGAAGUCGCCGCGCAUGCCCGGAGCCGCGCCCGCUGCACCCUGGGUCGCCUUAGUUCCCGCAGGCCUCACUCGGCCGGCAGCGCCCAGGGGCCCCGCUCGCCGUCUCGGAGGCUCGCGAGGGAGGCGCAUCCCGGAUCCGCCAGAUGGAGGCAAGUGGAGAUCGGGGGACUCGGCGGUGCCCUCUCGAGCGGCGGCCGUGUCCCCGCGGCGCCGGGCGGCCGAGCGGAGGAGCGGCGGUCGUGGCUGUUGCAUGUGUGGCUGCUGGAUGCGGAGGCGGCGGCGGCGGCGGCGGCGAGGAGCAGCAGCAGCAGCAGCGGCGGCGCCAGGAUGUUAGGGCAGCAGCAGCAGCUGUACUCGUCGGCCGCGCUCCUGACCGGAGAGCGGAGCCGGCUGCUCACCUGCUACGUGCAAGACUACCUGGAGUGCGUGGAGUCGCUGCCCCACGACAUGCAAAGGAACGUGUCGGUGCUGCGGGAGCUGGACAACAAAUACCAAGAAACUUUAAAGGAAAUUGAUGAUGUCUAUGAAAAAUAUAAGAAAGAAGAUGAUUCAAACCAGAAGAAACGCCUACAGCAACAUCUGCAGAGAGCGUUGAUUAAUAGCCAGGAAUUGGGAGAUGAAAAAAUUCAGAUUGUCACACAAAUGCUCGAAUUGGUGGAAAAUCGGGCAAGACAAAUGGAGCUGCACUCACAGUGUUUCCAAGAUCCUGCUGAAAGUGAACGAGCAUCAGACAAAGGAAAGAUGGAUUCUAGUCAACCCGAGCGAUCUUCUAGAAGACCUCGAAGACAGCGAACCAGUGAGAGCCGUGAUUUAUGUCACAUGACAAAUGGGGUUGAAGACUGUGAUGAUCAGCCACCAAAAGAAAAGAAAUCCAAAUCCGCCAAGAAAAAGAAACGCUCCAAGGCCAAGCAGGAAAGGGAAGCCUCGCCUGUUGAGUUUGCAAUAGAUCCCAAUGAACCUACCUACUGCUUAUGUAACCAAGUGUCUUACGGGGAAAUGAUAGGCUGUGACAAUGAACAGUGUCCCAUUGAAUGGUUCCACUUCUCAUGUGUUUCACUCACCUAUAAACCAAAGGGGAAGUGGUACUGCCCAAAGUGCAGGGGAGACAAUGAGAAAACAAUGGACAAAAGUACUGAAAAGACAAAAAAGGAGAGAAGAGCGAGGUAGUGAAGGCAGCCAUGUUUUAAAAGGGUUGUUUGUCUUUUAUAUAAUUGGUUUACUUUCAGAAAAUGUUUUAGGGUAAAUGCAUAAGACUAUGCAAUAAUUUUUAAUCAUUAGUAUUAAUGGUGUAUUAAAAGUUCUUGUACUUUG